AUGGCUGUGAUCCAUGCGGUGAAGGUCAGAGCUGUAGAAAAAGGACAUGCAGCAUCCCGUAACCAUGCCAAGUUGAUAAUGAUUGAAGAGAUGAAAAAAAUCAUAGACUGGUCAGAGAAAAUGUGUCCAGAUGACCUGCUUACCUUGCCAGUCAAAGAUCUCGAAACCUUGAUGUUUCGUGCUGAACAUGCGCUUAUGAGAGCAUUCAUCAGCUCUGCAUUUACGCUAUGGACAAGAUGUUUCGAGUUACUUACGCUCCAGGAGCAAGAUAUUAGAGAGGAUUGCGUCGGGCCAGUGCCAUACUAUAUUCCACACUUCAAAAUCGUCCUCGAAAACAGGAAAGGAUGGCAACACGCGAAAGGAUAUGAAGGUCCACGUACCGAUGUUCACGCAAUCGACAUGAGUACACACCUUCCAAAAUGGCAAGCGUACCUUCAAAAGCUCCAAGAGGUCUUUAUUGUCCUCCACUGA
Laccaria bicolor S238N-H82 is the source of this 471-nucleotide messenger RNA. RefSeq lists its product as uncharacterized. Bases 1 to 471 code for a protein of 156 amino acids. The transcript is spliced from 3 exons. The record is from RefSeq and is a predicted model, not a curated record. NCBI's taxonomy places the organism in Eukaryota, Fungi, Basidiomycota, Agaricomycetes, Agaricales, Hydnangiaceae.